AUGCCUCCAGAAACGUUCAGCUAUCUUAAAAGUCUACGGAACUUGUAAGUACGGAAUAAAUUUUAAUUGCUUUCCUUUUAUGCAAUUAGAGCAGUCAAUACCUCCCUUAAAUUUUUCAAUUUAACUUCGGAUUCUUUGCUUAUCAACAACUUUGCGCACAUUGGACAAUCAAAUUGAAUGAUUUGAAACCAUAUGCACGGUGACUUUACUUAAUCAGUGGCCAUCAGAUUAUAGGUUUAGACCUGGUUAGUUUUUGACGAAGAAUUACAUAUACUUUUAUGACUCGCGCGACGUUAAAAAUCCUAAGACUGUUGAUGCUCUGGUUAUUUUGUUACCAACAAUGAGCGAUAUUCCAUCUCUUUCAAGGAAAAUGGAUAGUUUCUCCCUGUGUUGCUACGCUUCUCUUCACCUUGAGAAAGUAAGCUGUGAGUAUCCAAAGCUGGAGGGUAACGCCUUGUCGAGCUGUAAUCGCAUGAUCGAUGCCUCUGGUCCUAGAAGGAGUAUCUGGUUGCUGGGUAUCCUGGCUGUCGUUGGUAACCUGGCAGUGAUUGCAUGGCGUCUCAUCAGGCGUGACGACCAUCCAGUUCAAACCUGCCUUCUGACCAAUCUGGCUGUGGCUGAUUUCCUUAUGGGAGUGUAUCUCAUGAUAAUAGCUAUUAAGGACCAGAUAUGGGCAGGUAUUUACAUAUCAUGUACAUAUUAUGCAGUAUUUCUAAGUGCAGAUGAAGCCUGAAAAUACUUUUGAACAGUUAUAGAUUGUGCUUUAGAAUCACAAGCUAUGUUUUAAAAGUAGUACAUUUUUGUAAAGACUUGACAAUAGCGGCGAUGAAGUUAUAAAGCUUCGGGUUCACCUUUAAAUUGCGUCUUAAAGACAUGGAAGAUGCUUUUUAAUUCAUGCGCUUUUGAAAUUAGUCAGCAAAAAUCAGUUUGUCUACAUCUUUAUAACUGUGGAACAAAAAUCUCCUUGGUAACAAGUGCCAAAGUUAAUGUUAGGAAUUCUCCCGCUGACAAAUUUAUCAAACACUUUCAGGAUUUCAUUCGUACAUUUUGAAUUUAACUUUUCGACCUUUUGUAACUCAAACGAAAAUAAAAGCACAUAUAUCAUAUCCUUUCAUUUUAGGUACUUACUUCAGUUUCGAUCUGAUCUGGCGGUCAGGAGUCCAAUGUAAAGUGGCCGGCGCCCUAUCGGUUCUUUCAAGUGAGGUCUCGGUACUCAUGCUCACUGUGAUAACCGCUGACCGUCUGCUAAGUAUCGUUUUUGCCUUCAGAUGCUCACGUCUGACAUUAAGAGGAACUUACAUUAUUUGUACCGUGGUGUGGCUUUGCGGAACUGCAAUUGCUGUGGUACCAGCUCUUGAUACUCCGUACUUUUUCAACGAGGAAAGAAGAUAUGGGUUCUAUGGUAAAAAUUGUUCUGCUCUUAGUUACCUCGCAGUUAUCAUUUCAUUGACUGUGAAACUAUGGGGCAUUCCUUAAGUUUCCAUAACCAAUAAUAAUUUGACUACUAAUAUUAUGAAGCUAUGUAAGGGCGAAACAACUUCUGUUUUGAGGGGCUUCCUUAAUUUGAUAGAAAAGAUCUGUUGUCAACAUAAUGGUGGCUUAACGUACCUUCUGUCCCUGAACAAACCACAUCAUCCUAUAUCAUGAUAUAGCCACAUCUCCAAAGUAAACAAUGCUUACUUCAUGGACAAAGGUACCUUACUUGUUGCCUUUCUCUUUCUCCCUUCCCCCUUAAUCACUGGCUAUGUAUAAAUAACAAUGAAAAAUUGUGUUAAAUUCUGGGGCUAAAGUGUACAAACAAAGGAAUUAGUGUUCACUCUAAAGAAUGUCCCUCCCUUUCCAAGGUCGUUCCUCGGUAUGUCUACCUCUUCAGUUGUCUUCAGAAAGACUGGCAGGCUGGGAAUAUUCUGUUGGCCUUUUUAUUGGUUUGAAUCUCGCAGCUUUCCUCUUCAUCAUGUUGGCGUACAUAUCUAUUAUCGUGAAAGUGUCCAAGUCACAGAGGAGAGUCAAGGCUCACGGUGAAUCUGAAGUGAGCUUGAACAGCAUCAAAAGAGAGUCCGCGUUGGCAAGGAGGGUUUUCGCAAUCAUCUUAACAGACUUUAUUUGCUGGAUUCCUGUAAUAAUUCUGAGUAUUCUUGCUCUAACGGGAAAAUUUCACGAUGAACAAGGUGUGGCGUAUGUAUGGUUUGCGGUAUUUGUCCUGCCGGUAAAUUCCUCUGUAAAUCCUGUACUCUACACUUUCUCGACUCCAAAGGUGAGGAUGAUAUUU
Molecule: messenger RNA, 2269 nt
Organism: Pocillopora meandrina
Lineage: Eukaryota; Metazoa; Cnidaria; Anthozoa; Scleractinia; Pocilloporidae
Source: the annotation of a GenBank genome assembly